UACAAAACUCCCAAACAAAAAACCUACAUAUAAAUAUACACAUUCUUCUCAGGACUCUUACACUUACUCAAUUUUUAUUUUUUUGGGUGCGAAAAAGGUUUUCAAGCCAUGGCAGAAGAAGAUCAAAACAAGAAGAUCAAAACAAACAAUCCAAAAACUUAUCAAGUGAGAAAAGAAUGCAUAAAGAGGAAAACAAUGGAGCUUUCAACUCUUUGUGAUAUCCCUGUCUGUACUAUUAUUACAAGUCCUCAAGGAGAACUUCAAACUUGGCCUGAAAGUUUGGAUGCUGUUAAAGAAGUUCUUGCUAUGUACACUCAAAAUAAAAAACCCGAAAAAAAGGCCAAGGAACUAUCAUCAUCAGAAGAAGAAAAAGAAAAAGAUGCAGAAGAACAAGGAGAGAAAGAUAUUCUGACCCUAGUGGAAUCCAAACUUGAUGCUGUGAACAAGAGAAUUCGUUUCUUGGAGGACAAGAAUGUUAUUGGUAAGGGUAAAAGAAAGAGAAUUGAAUGAUUUGUUGAUAUGGGGGGUGGGAUUGGGUUUAUUUUCUGAAUUUUGGUAACUAGAGUUUUGAUUUAUAGAAGUUGAAAGAUUAUCUGAUUUGGGAAGUGUGUCUUUUUCCUUCAAUAUGAAGAUACCUAUAUUUUGCUCCUUGGCGUUCUUAUUCUUAUUUUGAGUGGUA
Messenger RNA from Lycium barbarum (goji berry), 679 nucleotides. Its product is annotated as agamous-like MADS-box protein AGL103. The record is from RefSeq and is a predicted model, not a curated record. Bases 109 to 510 code for a protein of 133 amino acids. The transcript has a single exon. Lineage: Eukaryota; Viridiplantae; Streptophyta; Magnoliopsida; Solanales; Solanaceae. Gene Ontology annotation, molecular function: protein dimerization activity; DNA binding.